AUGGCAUCAAAAUAUAUAUCAUCAUUAAAAUUACCCUCAAAAAAAGUACUAAUAUUUUUUGGUUCAUGCACUGGUAUAUCAUUAUUAAUAUAUCGUGACAAUAGAUUAUCAAAAGAAGCUAAAAUAUCUUUAGUGAACAAAGUUUCUCAUUUGGCUUCAGAGCCUUUAAGUGCACACGAAUUACCUAGAAAAGUAACUGUUUAUUUGGCCCCUCCUUUAGGUGAUGGUGUAUAUAAAACUAAAAUUCACUUUCGUGAGUACGUAUUGCCAGUGCUUAAUGCUGCUGCUCUGGAGUAUGAUAUUGUUGAAGGUACAAAACCAGGUCAACUUCGUUCAAAAGUGCGUGAAGCAAUAAGAGAAAAACGUAAACAAGAGUUAUCCCCGUCUUCAUCACAAUCAUCUUUAUCAUCUACUGCAGAUUCUGAUCAACCUUUUAAAACUAUAACUCCUUCAAAACCAAUUGAUGGUGGUACUAUAGUAAUAGGUAGAAUUAGUUGGAUUGAAUAUUUACAAGGGCUUAAUGAAGGUUGUAUCGCUUCUUUAGAAGAUCCCCCUUCUAAACAAACAAAAUCUGAUUUAAAUUCUGAACAAGCUGAUCAACAAUCAGACAAAUCAGACACUAGUCAAGAUAAAAAUAAUAGCAAUGAAGAAUCGGAACCAGAAUUUAUUAUUAGCGAAAAGGAUUUUUCAGUACCCGAACUGGAUUCGAUAGGUUAUAUCCAUUUCUAUAAUAGAAUUGGUUGGAAAAAUUUUCCUUUGAGACUUUAUUAUGCUUUAAAUUCUUAUAAAGAAUUUGAUUUGGCUGGUGAAGAUGCUGUUAAAGUAGCUCUUGGUAAUACAAGACAAUUCAAAAAAGAUGAUCUAAAUCUUGGCAAAGAUGAAGAAAAUUUUUUUAAAGGAACUUUAAAUGAACCAACAACAAUAGACGAAAGAAUUAUUGCAAAACUGUCAAUGUACACCUAA
Messenger RNA from Rhizophagus irregularis DAOM 181602=DAOM 197198, 963 nucleotides. RefSeq lists its product as uncharacterized. The record is from RefSeq and is a predicted model, not a curated record. NCBI's taxonomy places the organism in Eukaryota, Fungi, Glomeromycota, Glomeromycetes, Glomerales, Glomeraceae.